This is a messenger RNA of Naegleria lovaniensis, 1074 nucleotides long. RefSeq lists its product as uncharacterized. The transcript is spliced from 2 exons. Lineage: Eukaryota; Heterolobosea; Eutetramitea; Acrasida; Naegleriidae. Bases 1 to 1074 code for a protein of 357 amino acids. The record is from RefSeq and is a predicted model, not a curated record.
AUGAUAAGCAACAACAACCAUGAAACUCAUCACGAGGAUCAACAACAAAUAGAUACUUUGUCCGAUUUAGAUGAAUUUGAUCAGUUAGAUGAGCAGCAAUUAUAUGAACAAUUUUUGUCACUGUUAGAAGUGUAUGAAAAUUGUUUAAAUAAUAUAAAGAAAUUAUUGGACGUUAUUGGCAAACCGAACGAAGACUCUCUUCUGAUCCGAAAGGAUAUUAAACAUGAAAAAGAAUUUGCUUUAUCUCUCUCAAAAGACUUACAUGAAUUAUUAUACGCACACAACUCUCACAUUUCGGAAUAUCAUAAUCUCGAUGUAUUACGUUACAAGAAACGAAUGCAAGAGUUGAACGCUCUUUUCCAACGUCUCAAAGAGCUAGAAACAAAAUAUCCUGAAUCUAAUUUGCCAGAAACGUCCAAGAGUGGCUACCUUGCACCUGUUUAUAAAAAACUGUCGAACUAUAUAUUCAGAAAAGAUGAAUUCGAACAAGAGUUGUUGAAUCAACACGGUAUGAAUGACGAAGAAAACAUGACCUCGGAUAAGUUGGAUGAAUUGAAAAAUGAUUUGACUGAAAUCGUUUCAGUGUUUGAAACAUUGGAAGAUUCAACGAAGAAAUCGACGUUUGCAACAUCUCCCUCUGUAAAUAACUCAAAUUCAAUAAGCAAUGCAAAUAAUAAUCCUUCAACUACCAACACUAAUACUGAAUCUGUGACCAAUAAUAACAUUAAUUCAAACACACUACUUCAUGAAUCAUCAUCGGCUCCAAGUGAAAAACAACAGUUUUAUUAUGGAACUGCUGCCAUGAUAAGCUUGGGUCUGCUAGCUGGAGGUAUCAUUGGUGGACCUCUUGGUGCUUACGUUGGUGCAAAGCUUGGUGCUGGUGCUGUGACAACAACGGCAGCUGUUGGUAGUGGAAUAGGUAUGCUAGGUGGAAGUUUGCUCUUCAUGGGGAAAGGAUACUUAUUCAAGCAAGGGAAAGCUGAAUCCAUGAACGAGACAACAAGCUCAUCAACUGCUAAAGACGACAAGAAUGAGGACGAAGAGAAAGAUCAAGAAUCAAAGAAGGAUAAAUAA